AUGUAUAUUGGUCUUUUUCCAGUCCAAUGUUCCGUCGAGCAGACACAACCACGUGCAUGUACUAGCAGUUUAGUUAUCCGUCUUUACACAUCGAGAUUCCAGUGUUUCAUUGAAACACACAACAGCAGUAAUCAUGGUGAAGUUAGCAAAGGCAGCAAAUCAAGCUCAAAAGAAAAAAGCCCCCCCACCUAAACGGGUAGAGGAAGAAGAGGACUCUAGCGAGGAGGACAGCGAAGAGGAAGAGGCUCCUCCAGCUAAGGUUACAAAGAAAGCACCUCCAGCAAAAACUUCAAAAGCUGUCAAGAAUGGUGUGACUGCUAAGAAGGCUGAAAGUGAUGAAGACGACGAUUCAGAAGAGUCAUCCGAGGAAGAGGCGCCACCACCAAAAAAGGCGCCUGCAAAAACUGCACCCGCAAAGGCAAAAACGACAGCUAAGGCAGCYGCAGCCAAAGCCGAGGAGUCAGAUGAUGAUGAAGACGAUGACGAUGAGUCUGAAGAAGAGGCGCCACCUCCCAAGAAAGCAGCCAAGGCAGCUGCAAAGCCUGCCAAGGGUCCUGCCAAGCCUGCAGUGAAGACUAAACCUGCAAAGGAGUCUUCUGAUGAAGAGGAUUCUGAGGAGGAGGCUCCGCCCCCUAAAAAGGGUGCUCCUGCUAAGCCUGCAGCAAAGGCACCAAUCAAGGCUGCUGCUAAAGAGUCCUCUGAUGAUGAUGAGGAAGAUGACGACUCAGAAGAAGAGGCCCCACCACCCAAGAAGACCCAAGCAGCCAAGCAAUCAGCAAAACCAGCAGCUAAAGGACAGCCCGCUSAAGAGUCAUCUGAGGAAGAUGACGAGGAAGAUGACUCUGAGGAAGAGAUGGAUACCACUCCAGCUCCUGCAGCCACAAAGGCAAAGAAAGCUGGCAUGGUCAAAGCAAAGGAGGAGUCAGAAGAGGAGGGCCCCUUUAUGGUCCAUGGAAAGCCCCUCAUGGGGCCCAUUUUUAUGUGGUACCACACAGAAGUUAAAGAUGGGACCCAAACUUACUGCCCAUUGCAACACAAAGCGGCGGUGUACCUGAGCGGUCAGCGGGGACUCCGUUCAGCUCAGCCCGGCCUCCAUCGUCCUCCGGCGGUCAAUGUGGGGGCGGAUGAGUCGGUGUUUCACUGCAGGCUGGAGGAAUCCAGCGGGUCCAGUUCACCAGAACCAGAACCAGUUCGUUCCCAGUUAGCGGCGUCAGCCAUCCCAGGACGACAUGUCGGGAACCAAAGAAAAGCGGAGCAGCAAUGA
Messenger RNA from Poecilia reticulata (guppy), 1264 nucleotides. Lineage: Eukaryota; Metazoa; Chordata; Actinopteri; Cyprinodontiformes; Poeciliidae. The record is from RefSeq and is a predicted model, not a curated record.